AUAAACACCACUUUCCUAUGGACUAAACGUCACUUCCGACUUAGAACUUGCAUGCUGCUGAUGAUGGGAACUUCAGAAUCUCUGAAAAGUUAACCGUAGAUAGCUUAGUUAUUUUAAAAGAUAUCAAGUGCAAAGCAGACAGAACUAAAAAUGGAUCAUCCAUUAGAUAUUGUCAGUGAUCUUCAGCAUUCAUUAAUGAAUUCUCAUGGUCUGCUGAAGAAAAUGAAAGCCAUUUCCCGUCAGCUUAAUGCCUCUCAUACCCUGCUGUUAAUGAAACAAAGUACAAGUAACGAACAGUUGUCUGAGUAUGUACAGGAUAUUAGAAUGAAACUAGAAAUAUUUCACGAGGAAAUGAUGCAUGAAUUAGCCAGCGCUUUCCAAGAAAAGACAUCUUACCUCAACUCAUGUUUAGUGCAGUUACAGCGAGAAGAGGCUACAGUAAAACAGCUGUGUUUGGAAACAGAAGGACUUCUAAAGAAAGUGGUCAAAACAGUUAAUCCUGCACAGUUUCAGAGAGGGAAAACUCUCCUGGAAGCUUUUAAGAUAAUUUCUAAAGAGAAUUCUGCCGACCUUGAACUGGAGGAAGAUGUUAUAUGUUUAGACUUUGUACCUCAGAGACCAGCUGAUGACUACUCUAACUUUGGAAGUAUCAGAAUUAAUCAUGCUGACAACCUGGUUAACAAUAAUCAGAAAGACUUGAACCAAAAUAGGGUGACACUGUCCAAGUCCAGUCAAACAGAAGUACUGUUUAAAGACUAUUGUCCAUUUUGUGGACGUACUUACAGUAAAGGCAAGAAAGAUGUAGACAGCCAGACUAUGAUAAGCUGUGUAGAGUGUGAAACACCGUCCCCUGUACAUGUGGAGGAGAAUGAUAUUGCUAGUAAAUCAGUAAAUUCAACUGAACAGGUUUUACAAAAUAAAUUUCCCAGUCAGGGUGUAGCUAUGAACAGUAUUUUAAAAAAUUUAGAUAACAGAAAGAUUUUGGAAACUGUUAAUCCUAACAUCUCUCCUUGUGUCAGGUUGGUACGUAACUUUCUAGAGGAUGUUGGUUUGAGUAAGAGAUCCACAUCAGAGGAGAGUAUUUCCUCAUAUCCUGAAGAUUGUAAAAUUUCGCCUUCAAAACAUCUUAGGAAGGAGAAAUCAUCAGCAAAAGUUCAAAUGAGAAAAACGGCUGGGAAGAAACUGAAAGAUAAAAAGUUUGAGGAAGGUUUUGUUUGGAAUAGUAGUGAUGAUGAGAUGGCUGAGGAAAGAUCGUCCUUAAAUGUAAAAAAUCAUGGAGACAGAAAAGUAGAUGGUAAAAAUCAUCCCCAACAUGAUACUGACAACCACACACAGAAUUUAUAUGUACCACCUCCUCCUGGUAUUGCAGAAGUACCAAAGAUGACAGCUCUCCCUCUAUCUGAGAAGGAGACACUCACACAGAAGAAACCAAUGUUAGCUGCUCGAAGUCUGUCUAUGUUGACUGGUCUGAUGACUACAGCCAAAGCUGAGAAUGUCAUACAUGAGCCACAUAUUAGUCAUAAAGGUCCUGAAGAUGCUGAAAAUUCAGACUGGUGGCGAAAAUCAUCUGAUACAAACAAAUUCCAGUCACAUGUAUCUCCAAUUAUAGAACCCAAAUCUAUUGAAAAAUGUCUGCCAUUUGGAGGAAGUCUAGGCUCAGGGGAAAGUAAAACAGAACAUUGGUUGAAUGACCAGUCAGACAUGGUGACCUCUAAUUCUAUUACAAGUACACCUAAAGGUCAAAAGAAAAUUGCUGAGUCAAUAUAUACAGAUCAAAGUCUUACCGAUGAAGAAGCAGAGGAAUUUAGAUUGAGGAGACCUUUAAGCAGUAUAAAGAUAUCUCCCCGUCCAGUAACGGUUAAAACUGAAAAAGAUGCAAAUAACAAUUUUAAUGCUAUCCCAAUAAAUUAUAGAAUGGCCAGUCUAGAAGGAAGUGGUGGACAUCUUGACCAUAAGAAGCAGAGUAUUAUACCAUCACCCGUAAAAUUUGAACCCGUACCGUUGCCUGUUAAAUUUGAACCCGUACCAUUACCUGUUAAAUUUGAACCCGUACCGUUAUCUGUAAAAUCAAUGGUCAAGACUGAAAAUCUUCAUACCAAAGAUGACAGGACAGAUUGGGAUUCAAGCGGUGUAGCUGAUUCUGGCUGGGAAGAAGAUUCUGGAGUGUCUGAUGGUAAAGAUUCCGGAAAGUUUGGCAACAAUUCGUUGGAAACCUCCCAAGAGAAAGCUACAUUCAUUAGGGGCGGAGAAGUAUGGACAGAAACUGUUCCCAAGGUUAAUACGACUGGGAAAAGUAACCCUCCUUACAGGUCAAAUGUGGGGAUAGGUCACAAUGCAAUGAAUGACUGGUGUGAAACAGGCAUAAAUUCUAAAACAGGACAACAUUAUGUACACAGCUUAAACAAGUUACAGGAAGCAUAUAGUUCAGGUGAUGAAUGGUGUGAGACAGGAUCUGGUGCUAAAAGUAAACAAGUAACCAGUUUGUUAACAGGCAAAAAGGGGCAUAACCCUAAAGAUGAUUGGGGUAGUUCAGGAACUGGUACUGUAACAGGAAUCACUAUCAGUAUGAGCAAAGUUAACAUCAGAGAACCAAAUGAAACAAAACUGAACAAACCUGUACCAGACAUGCCAAGUGUUAAUCCUAGAGCUAGUACACUUAGUCCUGUUGCUAAAUACAUAGAGAAAAUGUCAAAAGGUGUAUCCAAGAUUCUGCCUCCAAUACCAGCCAAACUCAUCGGAAAAAUUGGUGGGAAAGACCAGGGUUUCCAUUUCCCAAUAGGUGUCACCACUUCCAGUAAAGGGGAUGUCAUAGUGGCUGACACUGGAAAUCACCUUGUUAAGAUUUUCACAGCUGACGGCAAGCUGAAACUGACCAUUGGUACCACGCUAAAACCUGCCAUGCAGAGACCAUCAGCAGUGGUUGUGAAUGAGAGAGAUGAACUGUUUGUAAAGGAUGAUAAAUGUAUCAGAAUGUUUGAUUUAGAGCGAGGUGCUAUAAUUAGACAGAUGGGUAUUGGUCAGCUCUCUCAACCUUAUGGUCUGAGUAUGACUCCAGACAAAAAUCUGUUGACACUGGAUGUUGAUAAAAGAAACCCCAAAAUAGUUAUUUUCUCCCAGAAGGGAGAACUGGUUAACUCAUUUCCUUAUGAGCCACUGCAGGGACGUAUUCCACAGACAAGAUGUAGAUUUCUAGAUGUUGGCCAGAGUUCACUUGUUGUCAGUGAUCUAGGUCGACAUGAGAUCUAUGUCACAGAUCUAAAAGGAAAGAUCAAGUCAUACUUUGGUAGAGGAGGAUAUGGCAAUGGAGAGUUCUUUGAACCCUCAGGUGUUGUUGUGGAUAGUACUGGUAAUAUGAUUGUCGCAGACAGUAAAAAUGACAGGGUUCAGAUAUUCCGUCCAGAUGGUGGAUUUUUGUGUAUUGUUGGUUUCUCAGAACCCAUCAAAAGACCCUCCGAUAUGCAUUUAACAGAAGAUGGACGUCUAAUUGUUGUCAACUUCCUCAAUCAUCAGCUCAAAAUUUACAAACUAGGUGAUACCUGAGAAUUAUGUGGUAGGCGUGUCAAUUAACCAAAAUCAUAAUUGGUUUCAAAGAAAUGGAUAUGUGCCUGUUAUUCCCUGAUUAUUAUAAGAGAAAAAAAUAUAUUUUUCACGAUAAUGUGAAGUAGUAAAUACAUGUAAUGGAGGAAUUUGAACAAUAAACUGAUAUUGAAAAAGAAGCAAAUUAGAAUGACUUUGUUAACACUUAGAUAACAAGGUGGUAGUCCUACAUGUUAGAUUUUAUUUUUCGCAUUCCAAAGUAAUCAUGUUAUUUUUUUUAUGUAUUUUUUGGUUUAAACAGUUAUUUAGGUUUAUGUAGAUUUGUAUUAUAUGUAAGGCCAGUAUUUUAGACGAGGUAUAAUUAAGAAUAAUUGUUAUGUGUUUGGCACUGUUGUCAGUUGCGGCCAUAAUGGUUGAAAUAAAUAUACUGUGGAUUCAUUUAUUUUCUUGGCUACCAAUUUUCGUCGAUUGGGGAAAGCUUGCAUAUUUGUAAAUGUUUGAUUUCGUGGUUUUCGAAAGUCUGCAUUUAAUCCUACAGCAAAUAAUCGAUUCCUUGAACAUUUAAAUUUGUGGUUUCCCUGUACCAAGAAAAUCCACGAAAAUUUGUUUCCAACAAAUGAUAAUGAAUUCACAGUAUAUUAUAGACGUGUUUACACUUGUAUGCAAAUUUGUCUGCCAUUAUGUAAAUCACACAAGUUCACGUAAACUUUGACAUCAUAAUUCAAAACAUUUGACGUCACAAUUAAAAAGUGAUUGUUGCUUGACAUCAAAAGGUGAUUCGGAGUAGAUCUAAGGUCAUUUGAAGGCAAAAUACAGCUAAAUACAAAAAGUGUAAAUACGUUUAUUGAUGUAAAGGUGAACCUGAAAAGCAGUAUAAGUGACUGCCAUUUCCAAACUGAUGCUGGUAUUUCUUUUCUAAUGUCAUUAAUUUUACUAUUUGCCAAAUUUUCAACAACUAUGGAAACAUUGACUUCAAGUGUACAACAAUGUUACCAAAUACUUGGAUGUUUAUUUGUCAGAGAGCUUUCAUAUACUAGGUAGGAGGACUAUGUGUAGUUCCAUUCUCUUGACUAUUCCACCUGACAGAUUUCAUUUCAACAUAAGUAAACCAUAGUUUUAAAGUCAGUUGCAGAGUUCACGAAAUCUCUUUUCCCCUGGUGGACCUUGAAGAAAAUCUGCUGGUCCUAACUAUUAAUUCUAUUGAAAAAUACUAAAAUUGUGUCAGUCCUAUGCAAAAUUUUGGUGGUUAAAUCCUGAGAACCACACUUUUUGCGAAUUCUGCAGUUAUCCUUUAGAGUGAAAUUAUAUACAUUUAUACAACUUUGAUUGCUCUUGAAUCAUUUUUGCAACCUUAUUUCUUGCAUAACCAUUUAUAUUAAGUCUGUAGUUCUUGAUUAAUUGGAAGUUAUGUCUUUGAUUGAUAUUAUCAUGAAUUAGCCAUGGUACACAAAUGGGUUUGUUAGUAUCAUUAAAUCUGUUUUUGUUUUCAAUAAUUUUGUAUACAAGUUAAAAAGGUAUUUUUGUUAUAUUUUUUUUUAGUUAACAUAUCAUAAUUUGUUAUUGUUGUAUCAAGUUUAACAUAUUUUAGUGUUAGAAAUAUAAUGUAAACAAUUACGAGAUUUCAUGGAGAUUUUAGCCCUCAUUGAAAUGUAUUUAUAUAUUUCUUUUUCCUAGAUCUUUUAAAGUCAUAAAAGAAGUAGUUUAAGAAAAAAAAUCAGGAUAAAUAUAUCGUAGAAAAUUCCUACUUGUAGACAAAUAAUUUUACCAUUUAGAAAAAGCAGUAAAAGAAUAAAUUGCACUAAUUGGUUUAUAUUCUUCAUCAAUUGGCAGUGGCACCUUAUAUCCAGACACUAAAAGUGGAGCUAUGUUGCAUUCACCAUGUCCGUUUAUCCAGCACAUGUUUCUUCCACACUUUUUCCAUUGGGCCUUGGUAGCUUAGUGGUCUAAUAAGACAUAUUGCUAUAUCCCAAGCCUGUCAACACUGAGGUGAGUUUGAUCCCUUUCGAUUCUUAUAAUUGACUGGGAUUGUCAGUUUUCCAACUGAAGGUCAGUCGCUCUCUCUCUGGCACUUUGUCUUCCUCUAACAUUAAAAACUGAAUAAAUACCAAUCAAUCCAUUAUUAACUUUUCUAAUGAUUAACAGAACAGUGAUUUCAUUCUUAGUAAGCACUUUUACAAUGAUGAGUUGUAAUGUGUGUCUGCUUUCUGUUAAACAAGGCAAACAUUGUUUGGCCAAGUUUCUUCAAAUUGAAGGUUUAAAGAAACUGCAAACUGUACUUUAAAUUGAAAACCUAUAUCCAAAGAAAAUUAUCAAAAGCAGUCAUCAUGCAUUCAAAUCAUGGUCACAUGAAAAUUUGUAUGUUUAUAUUUGUUGGGGGCCAUGUGCUUUUUUUUUUAGGGGGCAUUAUGUUUUUUGGUCUGUGACUCUUUCCUGCUUCAAGUUCAAGUUUUUGGCCAAUGAAGUUAUUGAUGAUGUUAAAGUCCAAUCAACUUGGAACUUUGUGCACAUGUUCCCUAUGGUAUGAUCUUUCCAAUUGUGCUGCCAGGUUCAACUUCUAAGCUUUACUAUUGGACAAGUGUUCAGAUCCUGAAUUGCGCAUUCCUCAAUGGAUAUGGUAAUCGUAUCCAUCUCGGUUACUUAAACUUGUAGCUUUUUCAUCCUUUCUUUCCCAUAAGGGCUAACUGCAAGGUUUAUGAUAAUAGCUAAAUGAUUGAUAAUAAAUGUUUACAAUACUUUAUUUCAGAAGAUUAAUAAUGAUAUCAGUCAGUGGAGACAUUAAUUCAUUUAUUCCAGAAUACAUGUAUUUGAAAAUUGCAUUGAAAAUUAAGCUCUCUUAACUUCCAUUAAGAGAUUUACUUUUUUUUUUAAAAGAAAAGAAGAAGAUCACAAGAGUUUUUACUGAAUAUUGUAGUGCAAAUUAUCAAAAUUAUUAGAUUUCAGUCCUGCUUUCUAAAUAAAGGAUGAAUGUACAUUAUUAAACCAAAAACAAAUUGUGAAUGGAAAAACUGUUUUUGAGCAGAGAUUGACCUUGUAAUUAUUUUCUAGUCAUUUUGUUUAUGGGAACAUUUCUUUUUUGUUAAAUAUGUACAAAUGUUACAAGAAUAAAGUUUAAAAAUA
Messenger RNA from Mytilus trossulus (common blue mussel), 6654 nucleotides. RefSeq lists its product as uncharacterized. NCBI's taxonomy places the organism in Eukaryota, Metazoa, Mollusca, Bivalvia, Mytilida, Mytilidae. Gene Ontology annotation, biological process: protein polyubiquitination; proteasome-mediated ubiquitin-dependent protein catabolic process; negative regulation of translation. The record is from RefSeq and is a predicted model, not a curated record. Gene Ontology annotation, molecular function: translation repressor activity; ubiquitin protein ligase activity; protein binding. The coding region runs from base 151 to 3540 and encodes 1129 amino acids. The transcript has 10 exons.